ACUAAUACUUUAAACUUCAAUCGAGUGACGUGUUACUCCGGGAUAGCUCAUUGAACGUCAUGAAUCACAUUCCUUUACCGUAGACAGAUACUACUGCACAUCAAAACGUCAUGCGUUUCCACGUAUCUCUGGGAAAUUGUAAUCUUCCUCCGUUCAUAUAAAUCCAUGGCGUAUCGCGUGCGCGGUCAUUCAGUAACACGAACGAGCCACCGUAUACAUCGGCUCUGGCGCGCGUCUCGUCCUUCCGAAACACGAUUCACGAGACCCUGGGUCUUCGAAACAGCGGCGUGCCUCCCUUUCUCUCCCAGCCAGCGCCUCCCAAACUAGGGUUCCGCGAGAUGACGAAAAAUUACACGUUCUUCGCCGCUUGUAAAGCCUAUUUAAACGACGCGCCGUCCGCUUUAGGGAUCACUUACUGCGGCCAUAAAUAUGUAGAAGUCGAGAUGUUGUGAUGGCUGGUAGGUCACGACGUUCGAGCACAAAGCUCGAACCAGAUUUAUCGACGCCGACUGCCUCCAAAAGGCCCAAGCAAUCCGAAACUUCAUCCGAUUCGUCUGAAGAAAAGCACACAGAAGUGGAAAGUACCGAGACAUUGAGCGCGAGUGAGAUAUCUGCACAGACAGAGAUCGUUUCGGAAGGAGACAAACAACUCUCAGAUGUUACAGAACAGGCAACAACAUCGAAGCAAUCGGUUUUAAUCAGUGAAACGUCCUCGGAAUCGACUAAACAAUCGUCUCAAACAGAUCCGGAUCUCCCCAGACAAGAGAGUGAUAUCGCAUUGACCUCAACGGAAGCGAUCCCGAGUACAUCGAGAGAAGGGCAGCUCAAGACGUUAAAAUCCAUUGUAAUGAAGUACAGCGAUCGGGGUGAGCUCUCUGCUCCUUCUGGAAGAGGAUUAGAAGAGACGACGACACGAAGUUUCUUGCUGCGUGAACGAGCGUCGUUCGAGAAUUUAUCCGUUAUCGGGAAUGGCGCUUACGGGACAGUGUACAAAGCUACAGAUAAGAAUAGUGGUCAAACCGUAGCGCUUAAGAGAGUCAGGAUACAUUUGACGGAGGAUGGUCUGCCUCCAUCCACAGUAAGAGAAAUUGCUGCCUUGAAGUCGCUCGAGCAAUACGAGCACCCACAUAUUGUCAGAUUAUUGGAUAUCUGCCAAGGAGGAGAUUAUCUUGAUGUAUCAUCGGAUGAGGAUACAUUUGAAAGACCGGAACGCGAUAUCACCUUUUGGUUGGUGUUCGAACACGUAGAAAGAGAUCUCGCUUCGUACAUAGCUCAUUAUCGGAAUAGCUCGCCUCGAUCGAGCAUCCCACCGCAUCUUGUGAGGCAAAUGUUGAAAGAGAUACUCUGCGGAGUGGAGUUCCUACAUAGCCAUAGAAUAAUACAUAGGGACUUGAAGCCGCAAAAUCUUCUAGUAACGCGGGAAGGGAGAAUCAAGAUCGCGGAUUUUGGUCUGGCUAAGACGUACGGUUUUGAAAUGAGAUUAACUUCCGUGGUUGUAACCCAAUGGUAUCGAGCACCCGAAGUACUUUUAGGAUGUUCCUAUGCUACUCCUGUAGAUGUUUGGUCUGUCGGAUGCAUACUAGCAGAACUUUGCAAAUUGGAACCGUUAUUCCCAGGUACUAGUGAAGGUGAUCAACUGGACAGGAUUUUCCAAGUUUUGGGUACUCCGUCACAGGAAGAAUGGCCGGAGAAUGUAUCGCUCAAUUGGAAUGCUUUUCCAUACAGACAUCCGAGACCUCUCAGUCUAAUAAUACCAGAUCUCAAUGAAGAUGGAUUAGAUUUAAUAAAGAACAUGCUCAUGUUUAAUCCUCAUAGUCGUAUAACUGCAGCUCAAGCCGUAAGACACCGAUACUUUUUCGAGGAAGACGAACAAUGACUGUUCCGUAAGUUAUCUAGACUUAUUGCUGGAUUUUAUAUAUAUAUAUAAAACUGGCAAACUCAGACUGACGUAUUAUAUUCAGGAAUAGAAGUAUAUGACAUUUAAGCGUAUUACAGUAUGAAUUAUUAUAGUACACAUGUAGAAUUACUAAUAACACGUUGAUUAUAUAUUAAAUAUCUAAUCCGAGUAUUAACA
Mycetomoellerius zeteki is the source of this 2074-nucleotide messenger RNA. Its product is annotated as cyclin-dependent kinase 4. The coding region runs from base 452 to 1876 and encodes 474 amino acids. Lineage: Eukaryota; Metazoa; Arthropoda; Insecta; Hymenoptera; Formicidae. The record is from RefSeq and is a predicted model, not a curated record. Gene Ontology annotation, molecular function: cyclin binding; cyclin-dependent protein serine/threonine kinase activity; ATP binding. The transcript has 5 exons. Gene Ontology annotation, biological process: protein phosphorylation; regulation of G2/M transition of mitotic cell cycle; G1/S transition of mitotic cell cycle. Gene Ontology annotation, cellular component: nucleus; cyclin-dependent protein kinase holoenzyme complex; cytoplasm.